Cylicostephanus goldi is the source of this 1279-nucleotide messenger RNA. The record is from the annotation of a GenBank genome assembly. Lineage: Eukaryota; Metazoa; Nematoda; Chromadorea; Rhabditida; Strongylidae.
UUUCAGAUUCGACUCAGGACCAGUGACUAGAAGGCAUCCAAAUGGCACUACUACGAUAAAUCGUCAAACUAUACUCAUUGCUCAACAUAGGCAACCGCGUAUGAGAUUUGUGCAGCAACUUCCUGGUCUGGUAGAACUAACACACAUAAGUUCACCAGGGUUCCAUACAAUGGCUCCGCCACUGCGCAAGAAGCUGAAGAAGUUGAAGAAGAAGAAGAUUCCUCCGCGAGUGAUAAAUCCUCAUCCUCAACGAAGCGCACAGAACCAGCCUACGUCAUCGUCCAAAACAGAGCUUGUACCCGUAGAGAGCAAUCGCAGUGAGCAGGCCACCAACCCUACAAGGAAUAGAAGCCAAAUUCCAAGAGAACAAUCAAACCCAGGGAAACAAAUCUUGCAGAAUGUCCAAAAUCAUCGCAUUAGAACGCAACAGGAUUCGCCGAGGCAGAGACAACAAGAAAAGAAACAUGAUAAUCUUUCAACAAAGGAAAAUAUUGCUCCGACUUUGCCACCUAUUGUGUUGCCUCCUGCAACCCAGCCAACACUCUCAUUAACUCAAACUCUGCCACCUAUUGUGUUGCCUCCUGCAACCCAGUCAACACUCUCAGUAACAUCAACUCUGCAACCUAUAGUGUUGCCUCCUGCGACCCAGCCAACACUCUCAUUAACACUUCCGCUGCUUACACCGAAUACUCCGACUACUAGAGCAACAACUCCAGAAACUACGUCUCCGCCGCCUACCCCACGACAAGCAGAAGUGCGCGAUAUGGUUAUCGACGCUGGAAUACUAUUUGAGACCACCCCACGUCCAACGACUCUAGUGGAGGCGGAGCCGAUAGAGCUAAUUCGGCCAGUUGUUACAUCAGUGCCUGCAAAGAAAGUGAAUUUCGACGAGAUUCUUGCAAUGGAUGCGGAGUAUUACGAUGAAUACGAGGAGCCAAUAGAUGAACCGGUUAAUUCCGAAGAGUCCAACACCGAAGUUCUUCCAACUAAGGUAUCUGAAACAACUACAACACCAGCAUCCGGUGUACGCUCAACCAUAUCAACGAUUGCACCAAUAGUAGUACCUCCACCAGACAAUAUUCUCAACAGAAUUGAUGAUAGAACUGCGAAUCUCAUACCAGAAAAAAGGCGCAAAGGAGCUGAAAAUCAGCUACUGAACCUUGUUCCUCCAACAUCAUUCGAGGAAAAGCAAGCAGUGCCAGGGCAACCUACAGAGUGGACUCCCAUCGUUUUCCCUGUAGAUCAUCGUAAGUUAGGGAUCUUGAACAUGAAGAAAUAA